AACAGGUCCGUGUGACGCCAUUGAAGAAGCAGACACGCAGGGCUUCCUCCUCUCUCGCUCUGCUUCCUCCUCCUCUCAGCUGAGUCACGUACUGACCAGCCUAACAAACCAGUGGCACUGCGGACGGCGCUCCGCCUGCACCUCCUGUUAAGCCCGAGGGCCAGUCUUUACUGAUCAGAGCCUGACGGAACAAGACUGCUGGGUAAAGACUGUGGGGCUGUCGAACAACCCUGCCUUGUCUCCUCUACUGAACAGUAACCUCGUGAAGAUGUCGAAACCCUUCUGUAUCGUGGGCCCUUUGUUUGGUCCUGCAGAUGGACAGCAAGAGUGCGGUUCCUGUUACCAAAUAGACAUGAGGGCCUUAGUGGCCAUCGUUGUCUGUGACAUCACCUUGACCAUCCUCAUCGCUAUCACCGUGUUCUGCCUUGCAACCUUCCAGAAGAAAAGAAGCAAUUGUGAAUGUCAUGAUGCAGGUAGAGGAAGAUUACCAUCGGCCACGCUAAAGAAAAGAGCAGCAGAGAUCACAGAGUCUCCUUAUCAGGAGUUACAUGGAGUCCAGUCAGACGUGUACAGUGAUCUUCAGCACUUUAGGAAAUGACCUCCAUUCGGGGUCCUGGGUUGUCGAGGGGGUAACGUUGUCGGUGCUGAUUUUGGAGAUGGGUUGAAUUCUGAUUUGCCCUUCGAACACGACAUUCUGCAGAUGAUGUCCCGUAGACGUCUUGCUGUAUUGUAGGUGCUUCAUUAUCCAGCAUGACCGAUAAUUAUAUAUAUAUAUAUAUAUAUAUAUAUAUAUAUAUAUAUAUAUAUAUAUAUGUAGCUGAUGAGUGCGCGACGCACGAAA
Molecule: messenger RNA, 841 nt
Organism: Lampris incognitus (smalleye Pacific opah)
Lineage: Eukaryota; Metazoa; Chordata; Actinopteri; Lampriformes; Lampridae
Gene: tyrobp
Product: transmembrane immune signaling adaptor TYROBP
Exons: 5
Coding region: 269-598 (109 amino acids)
Biological process (GO): positive regulation of macrophage fusion; neutrophil activation involved in immune response; positive regulation of natural killer cell activation
Cellular component (GO): cell surface
Molecular function (GO): signaling receptor binding
Source: RefSeq, a predicted model, not a curated record